GCUCCGACAAGUUUAGUUUGUUUGUGAACGUUGUACGGUAGUUAUUGGCUUUUUUCCAUGUAGUUUAACGAACGGAUUUUCACGGGGAAAUUUUCGCUCAAUCGGUGACAAGUGUGAAAAGUCAGUGGACGUGAUUAUGGUUUUUUUCGGCGGCGAAAAGGCACAAAAGCUCGUCUGAAACGUAAUUUAAGAAACAAAAUGCGCGGGAUUGGAGUUUCGGAUAUUGUUGUUGUGCUCCUUUUUCAUUUCUCAGGCGUCUUGUGCAACAUCGACCGUUUGGAGUUGAUAAUGCCACGGUAUGCGAUCAGAGGCGGCGAUGUGAUCCUAAAGUGCGAACACAGCGUGCCACCCGAACAACUCUACAAAGUUGAGUGGCAGAAAGGAGGGCACAAGAUUUUUCAGUAUAUCAAAGGACGCAAGCCGCCGUUUAGAUUCUUUCCGACGGCUGGCGCCGUCCUAAACAAAGCCAACACUAGCGAAAUGCAAAUCCAACUCUCGAAAUUAGAUUUUUCAGCAUCAGGAUCAUAUUCCUGCCUGGUCUCUAUGGAAACGCCGAUUUUUACUAAGGAUUCCAAGAGCAAGGAGCUUACGGUUAUAGAGCCGCAAGACAGCGACCCAACAAUAACCUUCAACAAGAGCACUUACGAAAUAGGGGAGGUAUUAGAGGCAAAUUGCACCACAGCUUCGGCCAGGCCGCCACCUCACAUUACGUGGCUAAUUAAUGGUGAAAAGGUCCCUGACGCUUUGACGAAGCGUUUUUCCAACGGCAUCGUCCACGGGCACGGCUACUUCGACCAGAAAGCCUCUUCCACCAAACAGCUUUCGAUCGAAGUGUCCGACCUGCACGUCGGAGACGACGGCGAACUCCGUCUCACUUGUAUGUCAACAAUUCCCGGUUACAUCAUCAAUCCGAACGAAGUUUUCGCCGAUGAAAGAAAAACAUCAGUUCGAAUCGAGAUUGAAAUGACCGAGGGCCCAGUGGAAGCCAUCUCCAACAACAACAUCUCCUCGAGCUGUCCUCUCCGCAUGAGUUCGUACUCUUUCGAAAUAAUCAACGUGGUUUUCAUCGCGCUCUACUACCACUUAUAAACUCAGUUUAGAUAAGAAUUGUUGCGACGUUUCUUUGCCAAAUUUUGGGCAAACUCUGUUUUCUAAAAUGAACUAGGAUGGUGCUGCUAGAUAUAUUUUACGCGAAAUUGUUCCAUUUUUUACUGGCUUUCGUUCACUUGGAAAUUUUAUUUAUCAAAGAAAUAUUUUGCUAAAUUGUUAGAAUAGAUUGUGUGUAACUGAAAAUUUCCGAUUCUCACAAAGUCGGCGACGUCUAAUGAAAUCCAAUCAGAGGACCGGAUUUUAUUGGAUAGGCGGCAUUUCCUACUAGAAUUUCGAUUCGAGACAAUUCCGAGAAUAUUUCACCGGAAUAAAUAAAAUAAAGCAGCUUUUAGCAGGGUAUAACAUACAUAAAAACAUUGGUACGAUUGUCACUUUUUUAUUUAAUACAUUAUAUUUGAGUGACAUUUGCAUAAAAUGAGUCAAGUGUCUCAUACAGAGUGUCUCACCUAAAACUUUCCAGCCUUAUAUUUCAGAUAUUUGUCAACGGAUUUUUAUGAAAUUUAGAAUACAGGUAUUUUAGAAGAUAAAGAUUAAAAUCCAAGUUUUCAAAAUGUAAUUUUUAGAUGCCAUCUCAAGACUUAUAUUAAAAAAAUAAAAAAUAAAAAAAACGUAGAUGCCAUCUCAAGACUUAUAUUAAAAAAAUAAAAAACAAAAAAAACGUAGAAACAUAUGCAAAAAUGUAGACACAGAAAUUUUUCCCACUGAUCUGUUUUUAAAGUAAUUUCUAACGUAAUUUUCUAACGUCACGCACACUUUUGACAGUUUUUUCAGUGGUGUACAAAAUGCUGCUUAGCAAUGCUUCAUUAAUUGUCUCCAAAGGUGACUACUUAAAUGCUUUCAAACUUUGUUUUAAGUUUUUAACGACAAAAUCUAAUAUUUUCGAGCGAUUUGGAUAAUUUUUUGUGUGGCCAUCUGUUUUUCGGGUUUUUCCAAUAGUAAUUUGGCUAAAUUAUAAAUAAAAGAAACGUGUUUUAAAAUUACAUUUUUUUGCUCCUAAUUGGAAAACCACCAAAAAUAUGUGCAUUCUAAAUUUCAUAACUGAGAUAUUAAGCUCGUCAGUUUUAGGUGAGACACGCUGUACAGUAAGUGACAACGUAUAUCUCACACCCUUGGCUCGCUUUAUGCAAAUGAAACGUCACAAAUUGUUACAAACUUUGUUUAGUUUAUAAAAAAUUUAAUGAUGUGUACAUAAAUAUGUGUGAAUACAAUGUAUCUAUUUAAUUGGGAAAAUGCACACUUUAAUAUUAAUUUGUAAAGAAAUCGAAAGCCUAAUUUGCACUGUACUUAUUGAUUUAAAGGACUAUCGGGACGCUCAUUCGCAAAACGCGAUAUUUUUUAUCCUCUCGUCAAUUAAAUAAAACAAUCAAGUUUUAUUUUAUUACACAAGAAAGUAUCCAAAGAUAUAUUUUUCUCGCACAGAUUUUUAUAUAACUGAGUGUUUAUUUGUUUUUCAAGUAAUUGUUUCCUAGCUGUUGGAUGAAUGUUUAUUGUUUAGUGUUCAAAAAAAUAUGUCUUUCUUUACUUAUCGACGUGGUGUUAUUUUGAUUCAGUACCGAAUUUAUUUCUUCUAAAACAAUCAAGUAAACAAUCAUUUUAAACAAGUAGCUAACUGUACGUUGCUUAGCAACUGGACAACACUAACCUAUUAUUCCGAAUUAUUUUGGCAGGGGAUCAAAAAUGCAACUGAAAGUCAAUAUAUAGGCGAUAUUUGCAAAAUAAUUCGAAAUAACGGGGCUGGGAGACUAAUAAAUGGCGCUAAAUUCAAAUCUAAAUAGACUAUUUUCGGUUAAAUUUUGUCAAGGUUAGACUAGACAUGAAAUCGCAAAUUUGACGCUACUACGAUAGUCUUAUAUUAGGUAAAUAGCUUAAAUGACUGUUGCUAGAACAGUUCGCGGGCUAUUAUGGCCAAAAAUGUCUUCCUUGAAAAAGCUAUUGUCUAUUAUAAAGAUAAGGGAGCAAACAUUGUCACUUCGAGCUAGAGAAAUGAUUUUUUCGUAGCCUCUAAACCACAGAAAUGACUGAAAAGAACGCACUUAUGAUUUGUAGAAUUCUGAAGCACUUAUUAAAAUUCAGGCAAUUGACCUCCGACUACAGAACGCCCUAAGCUCGUAGAUUUGACAAUAACUUGCUUUAAUUUAGUGUUAAUUUUGCUCGGAUUUCGCGAAAUCCGAACAAAAUUUAUAAGUUGUAAAUAUACGUGUGAGAUGUAAUUGUAUGAUGAUUACUAAAUGUUUUACGACGACUAUCUGAUAAUAAAUUAAUUAUGUACUAAACCGUUUACUACACCCUGACUUAUAGCUUCUAAGAACGCACGUGCAGCCUUGAAGUAAUUAAUUUUAUUAUGUAAGACGAAAUUACGGGUAAUUUUUAAAUAAUUGAUGCCUGUUUUUUAAAUUCCGUGCCGCGAUCGUGUCGCCACCUACAAAAUCAAUAGAGCAGACCGUGGUUGGUUUCUAAUUUCUAACCGGCCAUGAUCCAAAAUUUUCAAACAAUGUCACCUGUCAAAACAAAACACAUUCAAAAAAACCACAAUUAAACCGUGAAAUGAUCAAAUUCGCCCAAAAUCAGCACAAAUAAUGUCACUGCAGACGUGCCCCCUGUGCCAGAAAAAACUGUCUUUGAAGCAAGUCAAUUACAAUCUGGCCGUCUACAUUUGCGAGGACUUGAAAUGCAAAUACCCGGUCGGUUACGAGUGCAUCGUUGUCGAGCGAAAACUGGAAAACAUGCACGAAAAUCCCGCCGAAAACGACGAUCUGGACGACUGGAUUGAGGACGUUGUGGAGUCGAAAAACGACCCCAGCGACUGGAUUGAUAACCUUGUGGAGGAGGCCGCCAAAAAGGCCAGCAAUGAGGUAACUGGCGAUUGCGACGCUAGCGACUUUGACGAGAUUUUAAACCUUAUUUGUGGGUGAGAAAGAAACACACCGUAACUUGUAUGAUUUAUUUGUGAAACAAAUCUAUGGUUAACAUUUGGAAAAAAUAAAAAAUGCACUAUAAAAUCACA
This is a messenger RNA of Tribolium castaneum (red flour beetle), 4114 nucleotides long. RefSeq lists its product as uncharacterized. Lineage: Eukaryota; Metazoa; Arthropoda; Insecta; Coleoptera; Tenebrionidae. The transcript has 8 exons. The record is from RefSeq and is a predicted model, not a curated record. The coding region runs from base 199 to 1089 and encodes 296 amino acids.